CUCUCUCUCUCUGCCUCUCACUCACUGUCUCUUUAGCUCUGCACACCCGCCUUCCCUCUCUCUCUCUCUUCUUCCCUUUCUCCUUUCUCUGUUAAACCACCCCCUCAAACACACCUCCUCCUGCCCUUUUUCGUCUUUUUCCUCCUCCUCGUCUUCUUCGGCCUCCUAAUCAGACGGCUCACCUCCCUCCACGCCACCAACGCCUUCUUCAUCCCCUGUGACCCCCUCCCUCUCUCCCUCUCGCUCUCUCUCUCUCUCUAUAUAUAUAUAUAUACACACACACACUCGCCUCGUCCUCUAGGGUUUCGCAGAUUCACCCAUACACAGUUUCGUUCUCUCUCCCUCUAUCUGCGUGCCGCGACUUGUCGUACUUCUUCGGCCUUCGAUGCCAGGGACUUCGUGCUCGGUUCGAUAAUUUGUCCACAAAAUCUCUUCGAGUCCCGAUGAGGUUUUUGAGUUGGCUUUGUCAAUAACGGCUGCGAAUUUUUGAAAUUUGGUUAAUUGGAGCGGUAAGUUUGGGUUUCUUGUGGCCGUGGUUGAUUUUGAUUUUUGGAUGUUACAUGGCGAUUGAAAAGAAUAGCUUUAAAGUGUCGAGGUUUGAUCCGGAGUUUUCACCUGGUAGUGGGGAGACUAUGUCCAGUGAUGAGGAUGAGCUUCAACGGCGUGGCUCGGUGGUUGAAUCAGAUGACGAUGAUGAAUUUGAUGAUGCAGAUUCUGGGGCAGGGUCCGACGACUUUGAUUUGUUGGAAUUGGGAGAGACCGGCGCCGAGUUUUGCCAAGUUGGGAAUCAGACUUGUAGCAUUCCAUUGGAGCUCUAUGAUCUUCCUGGUCUGGAGGAUAUUUUGUCCGUGGAUGUGUGGAAUGAGUUCUUGACUGAUGAGGAGAGGUUAAGUCUCACCAAGUUUCUCCCGGACAUGGACCAAGAGACGUAUAUGAUUACUCUCAAAGAGAUUUUUACAGGUUGCAAUUUGCACUUUGGGAGCCCCAUUAAGAAGUUGUUCGACACAUUGAAGGGAGGCUUGUGUGAGCCAAGGGUAGCUCUUUACCGGGAAGGUUUGAAUUUCUUUCAGAAGCGGCAACACUACCAUCUUUUGAGGAAUUAUCAGAAUAAUAUUAUCAGUAACCUUUGUCAGAUAAGGGAUGCUUGGCUUAAUUGUAGGGGAUACAGUAUUGAAGAGCGGCUCCGUGUUUUGAAUAUUAUGAAAAGCCAGAAGAGUUUGAUGUCCGAGAAGAUGGAGGAUUUUGAGUCUGAUUCAUCAGAAAGAGUGUCAGAUGAACGUUUGUGGAGCAGAAACAUCAAGGACAGGAAAGUUGCAGAUAAAGUGGGUCGUCAUUCUGCUUCUGGAGUGGGCCCAAAUCUGGACAUACCUUCGCGAGGACGGUUGAUGACUUUGGAGCCAGAAAAAUAUGCAAAGCCGAAUGUUAAAGGUAAAUUGAAGUUGGCUGGGUUGAAGCCACCAUCAGCUAAGGAUUUAGCAGGCCGCAAUCCUUCUGUUUACCAUGGUUUAGAUACAAAUUCUGGGCCAUACGGUUCGAUAGCUGCUCCUCCUCGGCAGAGUAAGGCUGCGGGAUAUGAUUCAGCAACGGCAUUCCGGACAAGGGAUCAGAUGAGAAUCAGUGAUGAUUCUGAAGAAAUGACAUAUGGAAUGGGUCUCCGGCAGGAUCAAAAUGUCUCACGUGGCACUGUGAUGGAGAAAUCUGGGAUUUUGAAAGUGGGAAAGAAGCGUGGCGUUUUAAGAGGCGAUGAUUUAGCCACUGAGAGUUUUAUGGCUCUGCCUUUGUCUUCAAAAAGUGAUUCAAUUGCCUUUGGUAGGAACAAGAAUUCAAGUCAGUUGUCAGAGGUGAAGGCAUUCACUUCAAAGCCACCUAAUAUGAAAACCUCCUAUGACUUUGUUAAAAAUUCCAAGUAUCCCGAGAAUGUUCAGCAAUUCUCAGUUGGGGUUUCAUCUAAAGGCCGGGAAGUGAAAGCAAAUAGAGUUGACUCAUCAGAUUGUGCUGAACCAUUUUGGCAUAAGAAGGCUCCAGGGGAGGCUUUUGCUGUUGAUUCCUCAUUUAGACCAGAUGAUUGGGAUGCUAAAAGUAAAAAGUGGAAGACGGGGAGGGAGUCUCCUGAUCUGCAUUACAGAUCACUUAGGACUUCGUCACCACAGAUGAAUGAAAGAUAUUCACUUUCUGAGUUGAGAGCAGAAACAUCACAAGAGAAGACUAAAGGUAAUUUUGUGCAGAAUGGAAUGAAAGGUAAUAGAAUGUUGAUGAAAAGUGAAGACACAGAAUCAGACUCAUCAGAGCAAUUUGAUGAUGAUGAGGAUACCAAUCCUUUGUUGAGAAGCAGGUCGGCUUUCCCAAUUGAUGUUAUGGAAGGUUCUCGAUCUAAGUUGUUGCAAUCUGGCCUAGAGGCUAAAAGGCCCAAAUUUGGGAAGAAAAAUAUGAAGGAGAUUGCACGGGAUCUUGAUGGGACCAUGCACCUUUCCAAGAAAAUUGGUGGCUUUAGCAAUCAUAGGCAUGUGCCAGAAGUAGAAAACUACUCUUUGAUGCAGAAGGGUAAGAUGCGGGAUACCAGUCCCUUGCACGAUUCUGCCUCUAGGGCUUUGGGAGACGGCUAUAUUUCAGGCGUGGGUAAAUUUAAUGAUGAUGUUUAUACGAAACAAGUACACAAAAUGGGGAGGAAUGGUAAGUUACGUGGGGAACAUGUUGAAAGGUUACAUAUGUCCUCAUCAAAGACCCGCCCUUCUGAGAGGAAGCAGAAAAAAAGAGGUGUUAGCCAUGAUUAUUUGCAUGACGAUGUUGCUGUUGAGGAGGAUGAUCCCCUUGAUAAACAAUCGAUUGCCAAUGAUAAAGGGAGGAGUAGAUUUGCAAAGAAAGGUCAGGGUAAAGAAGCACGUUUAAAUGAUCGCAAUGGAAGAUCUGAGGCUCCAUUAUUAGUUUGCAAUUCAGGGAUAAAGAAGCGGAAAGGAAAGGAGGAUAUAACAGAUAUGGAUGAUAGAGAUGAAGACGGUGAUCUACAGCCUGAUGGUCCAUGGCAAGUUGAUGAUUCCACUCCUUUGAAGAAGAAAGCAAAAAGGAAACUGGACCAAGACCCUGGUAGUUCAGACAUGGAAAACUCUGAGCCACGUGUUACAGAAAUGGGAGCAGUGGAGAUGGAGCUGGAAACCAAACCACAGAAAAAACAGUUUACCCUCAUUACACCUACGGUUCAUACUGGCUUCUCUUUUUCUAUUAUACAUCUUCUUUCUGCAGUUCGCUUGGCAAUGAUUACUCCACUUCCAGAAGAUAUAGAGGUUGGCACCCUAGAGGAGCAAAACAAAAAUCAUGACAGUGUUGAUGGGAUUCCUUCUCUUGAGAAGGUGGAUGUCAAUGUCUCAGAGAAUGGUGGGCAAGGGAUUGUGCCUUCUCUUACUGUUCAGGAGAUUGUUAACCGUGUCAGGUCAAACCCUGGAGAUCCUUGUAUACUUGAGACUCAAGAGCCACUACAGGAUUUAGUGAGAGGAGUUCUGAAGAUAUUUUCAUCGAAAACAGCACCUUUAGGAGCGAAAGGUUGGAAGGCACUUGCAUCCUAUGAAAAGUCUACAAAAAGUUGGUCCUGGAUUGGUCCAGUUUCUCAUAUUUCAUCAGAUCACGAGACUAUUGAGGAGGUGACAUCUCCUGAGGCUUGGAGUCUUCCUCACAAAAUGCUGGUGAAGUUAGUUGAUUCUUUUGCUAACUGGCUGAAAAGUGGUCAGGAGACACUUCGACAAAUAGGGAGUCUCCCUGAACCGCCUCUGGCACUGAUGCAGAUCAACCUGGAUGAGAAAGAAAGGUUCAGGGACCUGAGAGCUCAAAAGAGUCUUAACACCAUUAGCCCAAGCUCUGAAGAAGUCCGUUCCUAUUUUCGCAUGGAGGAAGUUCUUAGGUAUUCAGUUCCUGACAGGGCCUUCUCUUACACGGCAGCUGAUGGUAGAAAAUCCAUUGUUGCUCCCUUGAGAAGGUGUGGUGGGAAGCCUACUUCAAAAGCUCGAGACCAUUUUAUGCUGAAACGUAAUAGGCCACCGCAUGUUACUAUUCUUUGUCUUGUGAGAGAUGCUGCUGCUAGAUUGCCUGGAAGCAUUGGUACCAGAGCAGAUGUCUGUACGUUGAUAAGAGAUUCUCAAUAUAUUGUGGAAGACGUGUCUGAUGCACAAGUUAAUCAAGUUGUUAGUGGGGCCCUGGACCGUUUGCAUUAUGAACGUGACCCUUGCGUGCAAUUUGACGGGGAAAGGAAAUUAUGGGUUUAUUUACAUCGGGAAAGAGAAGAAGAAGAUUUUGAAGAUGAUGGUACUUCAUCUACGAAGAAAUGGAAGCGGCAGAAGAAAGAUGCUGCUGACCAAUCUGACCAGGGUGCUGUGACGGUUGCAUAUCAUGGGACUGGUGAUCAGACUGGAUAUGAUUUGUGCUCUGAUCUCAAUGUAGAGCCGUCUCAUAUUGAUGACGAGAAGGGAAUGGAACUUGUAGAAAAUGAUGUGAGACAAAAUGUGGAGGAUAAUGUUGAUAUGAAUCAUGGAUCUGAGCACAGUGACACUCAUCAGAGUCAUCCGCUUUGGGAUGAUGGGUUAAAUUCUAUGAGAGAAGACAAAUUGAUCUGUCAAGAAAAUUCCACAAAUGAUGAUUUUGAUGACGAAACAUUUGGGAGAGAGGCCAGUUGAACUCUAAGUGCAGUUAUUGAGAGGAAUUCUUCAGGUUGGUGAUCAGCUUACAUUAGAUGGCAUGGCCAUUCGCAUCCAAGGUGCGUGUUAUACAUUGAAGGUUGUUAGAUGUACAUUUAUGUCAGCGGGAAAUAUAGAAUAGAAACUUGAUCUCGUUCGAGGCCAUUGAAUAUGUCCAGUACUGAUGGAUAUCUAUAUGCUUCUGCAUCCUAUAAAUAAUGCAUUUUUGUCUGAA
Juglans microcarpa x Juglans regia is the source of this 4893-nucleotide messenger RNA. RefSeq lists its product as uncharacterized. Gene Ontology annotation, cellular component: Ino80 complex. The record is from RefSeq and is a predicted model, not a curated record. NCBI's taxonomy places the organism in Eukaryota, Viridiplantae, Streptophyta, Magnoliopsida, Fagales, Juglandaceae.